AUGUCCGCUACCAUGACAGUUACUGCUCCUCCGGAGAUCACGGCUGACAACGUCGCCACCCUUUUCCCCGACGUCGACACUUCCCUUGCCCGCGAUGUUCUCCCCACCGCCACUGACAACUCCGCGCGCGAGGGUACCGAGCUCGAUGGCUACGACGACGAGCAAGUCCGCUUGAUGGAGGAGGUCUGCAUUGUUUUGGAUAACGAUGACAAGCCUAUUGGUAGCGCUAGCAAGAAGACCUGCCACUUGAUGACCAACAUUGAUAAGGGUCUUCUACACCGCGCAUUCUCCGUCUUCCUGUUUGAUUCCAACAACCGCCUCCUGCUCCAACAGCGCGCCACCGAGAAGAUCACCUUCCCCGACAUGUGGACAAACACUUGCUGCUCGCACCCCCUGGGCAUUCCCGGUGAGACCGGUGCUGAGCUGGAUGCCGCAGUCCUGGGCGUGAAGCGCGCCGCUCAGCGUAAGCUGAACCACGAACUGGGAAUCAAGGCCGAGCAAGUGCCGCUGGACAAGUUCGAGUUCUUCACUCGUAUUCACUAUAAGGCCCCGAGCGACGGGAAAUGGGGAGAGCACGAGGUGGACUAUAUACUUUUCAUCCAGGCCGAUGUCGACCUGGAGCCAAGCGCUAAUGAGGUGCGCGAUACCUGCUACGUGUCUGCCGAUGAGCUGAAGGCCAUGUUUGAGAAGCCCGGUUUGAAAUUCACUCCCUGGUUCAAGCUCAUCUGCAACUCAAUGUUGUUCGAGUGGUGGAGCCACUUGGGUACCUCCGCCCUCGACAAGUAUAAGGGUGAAACCCAGAUCCGUCGGAUGUGA
This is a messenger RNA of Penicillium waksmanii, 816 nucleotides long. It is a transcript of the gene idi1, whose product is annotated as isopentenyl-diphosphate delta-isomerase IDI1. Gene Ontology annotation, molecular function: isopentenyl-diphosphate delta-isomerase activity. Gene Ontology annotation, cellular component: cytoplasm. Gene Ontology annotation, biological process: isoprenoid biosynthetic process; isopentenyl diphosphate biosynthetic process. The transcript is spliced from 3 exons. Lineage: Eukaryota; Fungi; Ascomycota; Eurotiomycetes; Eurotiales; Aspergillaceae. Bases 1 to 816 code for a protein of 271 amino acids. The record is from RefSeq and is a predicted model, not a curated record.